Messenger RNA from Drosophila eugracilis, 8082 nucleotides. It is a transcript of the gene pHCl-1, whose product is annotated as glutamate-gated chloride channel. Gene Ontology annotation, cellular component: membrane; neuron projection; synapse. The transcript has 14 exons. Gene Ontology annotation, molecular function: transmembrane signaling receptor activity; chloride channel activity; extracellular ligand-gated monoatomic ion channel activity. NCBI's taxonomy places the organism in Eukaryota, Metazoa, Arthropoda, Insecta, Diptera, Drosophilidae. Gene Ontology annotation, biological process: chemical synaptic transmission; regulation of membrane potential; chloride transmembrane transport. The record is from RefSeq and is a predicted model, not a curated record. The coding region runs from base 5129 to 8071 and encodes 980 amino acids.
UAAAGCUCUGGUGUUGGGUUCUUUUUUUGGUGUUCUUGUUGUUGGGUGCGGGAUAAUAACCAACACCACUACCACUUGCAACAACAACAAUGGCCAGUGGCAACUGCACCUUCACCACCACCAACAACAACAACAACAACAACAAUAUCAAGCGUGAGAAGCGACAAUAAGCGUUGCAAGAUUGAGUGGCUUAAAACAAAAAAGUGGUUAUUAAAAAUUAAAGGCAAGCGAAUUAGAAUGCAAAAAAAUGGGAUUUCGAAACGAGGAUUGUGUUAGCGGUGGAUAUUAAGUAUACGCACUCAAGGAUUAUUAUGAUUUUAUGCAGAAAUUAAAAUAUUUGAAAAAUUUAGUGCAGUUUGUCGUGUUUAGCAAUAAUAUGUUUUUAGGGUUACUGAAGAAUUUAUUUCUUACAAAUUACAAGGCUGAAGAAGUGAGAUAAAAAGAUUUACUAACUAAUUUUUAAAAAAUAUAUGUAAUUCAAAUCACAAAACAAAUUUAAGAAUAUAUUUUUUAAAACAUCGUUGGACUUAAAAACAAACCAAGGACAUUUUUGAGAUUUUACAAAAAUAUAAAGUAUCCGUAACGUUGGCUCAAAGUUAGGGUUAUAAAAUAUUCUAAAAAUAAUAAAAAAAUUAUCUGAAAUUUGAUACAUUACAAAAAUCUUAAGUUAGGUAAAAAGCCAGCAUAGCCAGAAUAGUUUCUUUCAUAAAGAAAAACUUUUCUUAGUCCUACGAAUGUUUUUAGCUCAUUUUAAAUGUCAUUUAAGAAAAUCUUAAAAAUAUUUUAUUCUAAAUUUAAUAACAAAGAGAAAUUUCCUGCAUUUCAAAAAAUGUUUAAAAAUAACAGAACUUUGUCAAACAUGCAAAUCUUGUCCAAAAACUAACUCAAGUUGAGGGAAAACCACCCAAAGUUCUCGCCAAAGUUUAUGUAAAACCAUAAGUUUUCGCUCCACUCCCCCUCUGGGGUGUAAAUCAAUCAAAAAUCAUUUACAACGGCUUCAAUCCCUCGCAAUCGGCUGAGUGAGCUAUAUCAUAACACAAUCAGUUUGGGUAUCGGCAUCAAUUACCAAUUAUAACUUGACAAUAAAAUCGCCAAGUGUCCGCAUAAAGAGCCCAAAAGCCAAACAGACUUACACACACAGAGUCGCCAAUCAAUUCGCUUUUAGCGGUCUCUCUUCGACUAUUUUUAGUUGCACUUGCUUUCCUUUAGUUUUUUUUUUUUUUACUUUGCUCAAUAUUAGUGUCAAGGUGCAGCCAGUGCAUAGAGACAGGGAUGGAAAUAUAGUCUGAGACAGAGACGGCGACAGUCGAGCCAAAAGAACAAGUCAAGAAAACGCGCAAGAAAAAAAAAGGGGCACCAAGGGGGAAACCCCUAGUUUUCUUGGCGGCGGCAACGACGACAUCGCGAGAAAGCAACACACGAAAAGGUGGCUAUCAAAAAAUAAUAACAAAAACAACAACACAGAAUAGGGGGUGGCGGUGCAAGUGGGUGGUGGGACAUCCUACAUACAAGACUUGUCACAUCGAACAGAAAGAAAUUGAAUUUAUGUCUUGGGUGGGUUGCCUUCAAUGACAAUUAGGCUGCUAUAACCGCAGGUCUCUCUAUAUAUAUAUCAAAUAUAUAUGUGAGUAUAUACGCUAACGCUAAGAGCAGUGGUAACGGUAAAGCUAUAGCUAACAGCUAACAGGCAACGUAACGGAACCGUGGCGCGUGUUUCGCUCGAAAGGUAAAUCGCGUUAGCAACAACAACAAGGAUACGCAGAGCUCAGCUUUCAGGUUUCAGGCGGCGACCCACAUUACUUAAAUUACGAACUACACGCAAAGUCGCCGAAAGCCCACACACAACUGGGAAAAGUCACACACGCUGUUUAGUCAUUCCUUCAGUUAGCCAGUCAGUCAGUUAGUCAGUCAGUCAGUCAUUCAGUAUGUUCGCCAGCCAGUCAGUCCGUUGAUCAGUACGUCAGUCAAUCAUUAGCCAAAAUGCCUUAUGAGUCAGCCUGUAAGCGAAGUACACACGAAGGAAAUUCUAGUAAUUUGGCUAUAACAAGGAUAAUAGCCAUAGAGGAAUAGUUUUACUUCAACCAACCUUUUAAGAAAGUUAUUAAAAGUAUAUCAUGAUUUUAAAUUUAAAGGAACCAAGUUUAGACAUUGAUAUUUAUAAAAGAACUUUGUGCAUGAAUCUUCGUGGUCAUAGUAAUAGCUUAAGAAUUUAAAGGAAUCCCAAAGCUCUACAAAAUCUACAAAGUAUAUCACAAACGAUCCUACUUUGUAGUUUAGAAAUUCAAAGAAAUGGGGAAAAGGUUUUUUGAAUUACAAUCCCUGAACUUAGCUCAAGAAAUUCCCUUAUUUUGAUCAACACCCCUAUUUCUAACAGUGCUAAAUCCACGUCCUCGACCAUUGCGUGCUCCUGGGUGGAGCCUCCACCAAAGAAAAGUGGCAAAGUGGGAUAUGGGAUAUAGUGGACGACAUGGGGGCGUUAUAAGAUGGCGGGGACAGGAAGACAUGUUGCAUAUUUCGGGGCGUGUUUGGCUGGUAGACAAAAAUGUCGUAUUCAACGAAAUACCCGGCAUACCAAUGCCGUGUUAAGGACAGGCAGACAUUGAAACAAAAGGCAUUUCUCUGACCGCCACCCUCGCAGUAAUGAGAUGAAAAACAACUCAGCGGUUGAAUUUGUUUUCACACACGAGAAUAACAUUAAAAAAAAUAAAAACACACAAUUAAAUUAGAUUUAGUAUCGCUUGUUUUUUGGCUUGUUGAACGCCGAACCAUCACAUGUAGACAUGGUAUUUUUGGUCGGUUUUGCUUUGGUCUGAUGCUUCGCAUUUUUGCAUUUCUCUUUGCAUUGCUUUGGUUUAUUUUUAACAUCUUUGCUCGGAGCGUGUGAACUAUUCUAUCCCCCUUUAUUACAUUGUCUUCUGUAAGAGAAAAUGCAUAAGGCUAAGGCUAUGAUUUAUUAUCUCUUUUGACCUUCUCCUAUGGCUAUCUUAUUUCCUUUAAUAAACUUCCAAAAAUUGCCUCAUAAAUGCGUAGAAGCAUAAAAAUAGUCGUAAUUACUUAGAGAUGCAAUGCCAAUUGAAUUCACAGCCAAACGGGUUAUUUUUGUUUAAUUUCAUUGCCUUUAAGCGAACCAUUUUCACGCGAAUACGCCUGGCAAUAAUCUAGUGCAUAAAUAAAUAAAAAUAGUUCAUUGAGGCAGAAGACAAACACGAUUUUUACAGCCAUAUAGCAGUGCCUACUCACACACAUUCACCCACAAAUGUGCCAUGUUAAUAUAUAUAUAUGCCAGUAUAGGAAGUGCAAGAAAUUAUUUAUUAAUGAAUAGCUGGGAAAUGGCGAGUGUAUGGCUAUACAUCGAGGUGGUUGAGUUGAAACAAAAUGAAUAAUAAAAUAUUAUUUUGGAAAAGGGGGAAUUCUGGGCAAUUAUUUACCCAAAGAAGUUUUGGGAAUAGAAAAACAAAUUAACUGCGUUUACGCAAGUUUAUUUAAAUUUAAGAAAAUAUUUUAAAAUAAUUUGAGUUUGGUUAACUAUUUUUCUCUAGUUUUGUCUUACUUUCAAUGCAAAUAAUGUUUCCGUUUACUACUUUUAAUAUUUUCUUUAACAAUAUGAAUUCAAAUUCAUUUUCCUUUUGCCGAUUUCUUUUAAAAUGUAAAUUUCCCACUUGCGGUUUUCUGCCAAUGCCACACCAAUAAGCCAUCUUUUAAAAACUUUUAGAUCACAACUUAAAAUCUUGCCAGGCAUGGAUCCCAGAACUUGCUCUUUCUUUUGCCGACUUUAACUUAUUUAAAGAAAUAAAAAAAUAAAACUUGAGCUCUUCUCGACCUCUUCAACUCUACCAGAUGCCAUUAUAAAUUUCAACCAAGACAUUGCCCGUCGCUCCCAAAAAGACUUUUAUCUGGGACCCUGGCUUUACAUCACUUUCCAUAAGUUUCCACCUCAAGGCAAGUGUUUUUUGCAGCAUGCCCCCCAUUUUCCGCCAGCUAACUGCUUGGCAAAUUGCUGCCACUUACAUAAGCAGCUCGGCCAUCACUUACUCAAAAAAGGGAAAAUACAAAAAGUUUUCCUGGCCAAAAAGUGGCGCCAAAUGAGCAACUGAGUGGCAUACGAAAAAAAAAGAAGAAGAAGAAAGAAAGAAAUCACAAAACUUUAGCAUACAUCACAGGGCAGUUAAGACUUCAAAGUAAACAAAACAAUCGUAAAAGACGAGUGCGAAUGUGGUAACAAAACAAAGAGCAAGGAACAUGAAAAUAAAAGGUAGGGAAAUAAACCAAAUCACAUGGCCAAACAUAAAGCGUCAAAAGUUGGCCCCAAAAAUAAGGCCAAAAUAAAAUAAGAAAUGAAAUAAAACUUUGGAUGGGGUGAGAAGCCAAAAGCAGUUGUUGUUGUUGUUUUUGUGUUUUCCAAGGGGUGGUGGUGGUUGUUUCAAAGGACCUAACACCCCAACACCAGUGCAAAAUCCAAAGAAAAACAACAAAAAACAGUAAAAAAAAAGAAAUAUACAUUUCAAAGUGUCGUACGGUGUCGGUUGUUCGCGAGUGUUAGUGCGAAAUCCUGUGUGUGUCGUUCGUCAGGCGAUGCGAUGCGUGUCCUUGCAACUUUCGGUUCAGACCUCGCCCUACAGCCCACCUACCCCUCGUGCCACCUCUCGCUCACUCACCCGACCCUUCUUGCUCACUCAAACGCCCCUUUCUUGCUCACUCCCACUUGCCCACAGCCAGCGGCAAUUGCACAUAAGUUGCAACAAGCAAAGUAACUACAACUACAACAACGACAACAACAACCGCAGCAAAAAACGUAACAAAAACGGUAAAAAAAAAAAAAUACAAACAACGCAACAUUGUAAGCGGGGCUGAAAGGCGUUGCCAGAUUGUUGGCCAACAACAACAACUACAACCACAACAGCUAACAACAGCUAACAACAAUUGCCCAAAGGGCCAAAUGAACGUUGUUGGCUAGUCCGUCUGUCGCCCGCUUGAUGGCGCUAGCUACCUAGCCUGGCCCAAAAACAACUACAAAAACAACUACAACUGCCGCUGGAAAUCCUGUCGCUAAUUAGCGGGAUCCCAUCCAGACACAGGGCGAUAGAGGAUUCCAUUGAACUGGCUGCCGGGUUAAAUCUGUUGUCGUAACAUGGGCUGCGUCUUUGAAGCGGCCAAAGAGCAGCCCCACAAACCGAGAAGCAAGCAACUGAGGCACAACCAAUGCCGUGGCAAGGCAGGAGCAGGGACCAGAGGCAAGGCCGCUGUCAGAGCAAACGAGAAACAAGCUGAGGACCUCAAAAUCAAGGAUAACUAUCAACAAAACCAUAAAACGCAAACCGAAACACAAACAGAAGUAGAAACAGAAGCAGAAACAGAAUCAGAGGCCCAAACACAAUCACAGCCAGAAACUGGGCCCGAACAUCUAAAAGCGACGGCUCAAGUGCUUUUAACGAUACGGCAGCCACGUCAGGAGAACAACAACAAGAACAACAAGUACGGUAGUCAAGUGGCUGAAACGCACAAGGACGAAAGCGAGGACGCUUUGGCGAGGCAGGGAUCCAUUGUCGUCGAUACGGCGGUUAGAAUCGGAAUCGAUAUUGCGGCAACAACGAUUCAAAUCGCCGAACGGGAUAAGGAUAGGGACGAGCAGCAGCAGCAGCAUCGGCAGCAGCAUCACAAUGUCCGUCGGCGGAGGCGUCAGGAUCCGGCCGCUUUGGAUCCUGCAAGCCACUCAAAAUCACCAGCCACAAUUGCUGGCAUUUCGGCAUUAUCCCUGCAUUUCCACGCCCUUGCCGCCCUAGCGAAAACGCUGCAGAAACAGGACGACGAGAGUCCUGCCCAGGAUCGCCAGCCAAUAGCCUACCGGCCGUGGCAAGGACAUCCGUAUGCCGAGUCCCAACUGCCCGCCACCAUGUCAGCGGCAAUUAUCGCGAAUGUCAGCGCCACGGCAGCGGCCACAUCGGCGGCAGCCUUCCAAUAUCUUGGCCAGCACUACAAGCACUAUAGCCAGUCGAUCAGCUUCUAUGCCGCCUCUAGCGUCAUCCUGAUGCUCUGCUAUCUGACCACCGCGUCCACGGCAGCUGCCACGCAAUCGGAGACGGGUGCCCUCGACAAGCAUCCCAUUCAUGGCAUCGAUUGGUCGAAAUUCGAUGAGUCCAGUUCGGAUAAGGAGAUAUUAGAUUUACUACUUGAGAAGAAGCGCUACGAUAAACGAUUACUGCCGCCUGUAAAUGAUGAAGACUUUUGCUGUGGUUUGCAAUCGCCCGAUAUGGCAACUAAUCAAAAUGCACGGAGACCACACAAUCGCGGCACUCUGACGGUGAACGUGAACGUGCUGCUCCUGAGCUUAGCAUCGCCCGAUGAAAGUAGUUUGAAAUACGAGGUUGAAUUUCUGUUGAACCAGCAAUGGAACGAUCCGCGACUGCAAUAUGGCAAUAAGUCUCAUUAUGACUUCUUAAAUGCUCUGCAUCAUCAUGAUAGCAUCUGGACGCCGGAUACGUAUUUCAUUAUGCAUGGCGAUUUCAAGGAUCCCAUCAUACCAAUGCAUUUCGCUUUAAGAAUAUUUCGGAACGGGACCAUUACGUACGCAAUGAGACGUCACCUGAUCUUAUCCUGCCAGGGAAGUCUUCAUAUAUUUCCAUUCGAUGAUCCAAAGUGUUCCUUCUCCAUGGAGAGCAUUUCCUAUGAGGAGGCCCAAAUCAAAUACGUCUGGAAAAACGAUGAGGACACUCUGCGGAAAAGCCCUUCGCUGACCACACUAAAUGCGUACUUGAUCAAGAAUCAAACAACGGCCUGCGAUCAAAACAGCUGGAGAGGGAACUACAGCUGUCUUAGGGUCGAUUUAAUCUUUACCAGAGAUCGUGCAUUCUAUUUCACCACCGUUUUUAUACCCGGCAUUAUAUUGGUGACGUCGUCCUUUAUAACUUUCUGGCUAGAAUGGAAUGCCGUGCCAGCUAGAUCGAUGAUAGGCGUGACAACAAUGCUGAAUUUCUUCACUACCUCGAACGGUUUCCGGAGCACUCUGCCGGUUGUUUCUAAUUUGACGGCGAUGAACGUAUGGGACGGCGUCUGUAUGUGCUUCAUUUACGCCUCCCUCCUGGAGUUCGUCUGCGUCAAUUAUGUGGGCCGUAAGCGGCCCCUGCACAACGUCGUCUAUCGUCCCGGCGAGAAUCCCGUAACACAGCGUCUUCCAGCAGUACUAAGCAGGAUCGGAGUAAUUCUUGCAAGUCCUUUGGCAAGCGCCGCCGCCACACCGGCCAUGUCGAUGAUGGGCGGUGCCACACCCAUGUCCGUUGGCACCCCAGCCCCAUCCUCUUCGGUGGUCACACCAGGCACCCCAAGGACCACCGAUCCGGAAGAGUUAUUCGGUGGCGGUAUGCGUUGGCAGGAGGCUCAUGGCGGUAUCAUUGGUGCUGCUGUCCAGAAUUUACGGGCACGCUCUAUCAAAAGGAAGGCAGCCCGAAGUCCAUCUACUUCCAUAUCACCACAUCCUAGUGGUCAACCGACUGAGCAUAUAUACGAAGAACCAAGUGUAACUACAACUGCGGUUACAAGUACCAAAGUGAAGUUCAAGGACGAGCUAAAGGAGGAGCAGGAGGAAGCAGAGACCACGGCCAAGCUACGCCGAUCGGUGGCCACCAGUACACCAGCUUUGGUUGUAAGGAUCGAGGCUGAGACCGAUCAGGAAGCGGAAACAAAACCCGCUCAGGAUAUGAAAAUGACAGAACGUCAGUUAUCCUUGCCAUUGAAACCACCGCGCCGGAAGGCUUCACGCUCCAAUUCACCAGCCUCGGUUUAUGGCGAUGCCUUCGAAAAUGUGGAAACUACAGUGAGUAAAGGACACACCAGAAAUGCUCCCGAAACUAACCGAAAAAAAAAUCCAAACAUUCGUUCUUAUUGUUGUUGUUGUUUGCACAACCGACUAAUAACUAACCAUAACAAUUGUAAAAAAAAAAAUAUCAGAAAAAAAAACAGUCAAGGAGCCAAAGAAAAACGUCAGCAAGAAGAAAGUUUUGGCCAAAAGGCGAAAUUCGAAGUUCGUCCCUGGCCGUGUGCUAACCUCACUAAACUUGAUUGCCUGCGGUUAUUUUGAUUGCCAUUUGC